UAUAUAUAGGAGAGCUGUGCUGUCUGUGUGUAAGAGAAAGAACUGCUCUGUUGCUGCUAUACAGUCUGGUCAUUAUGGCUGAGAAAUUUGUAGGAACAUGGAAGAUGGUGGAUAGCAAGAAUUUUGAUGAAUAUAUGAAAGCUAUCGGUGUGGGUUUUGCCACAAGACAGAUUGGAAAUGUAACAAAACCAACAACUAUAAUUUGCCUGGACGGAGACCGUAUUGUGGUACAAACACAAAGCACCUUUAAAAACACAGAAGUCAGCUUCAAACUCAAUGAGGAAUUUGAUGAAACGACUGCAGAUGAUCGCAAGUGUAAGUCAUUUGUUACUAUAGAAGAUGGUAAAAUGAAGCAUUUGCAGAAAUGGGAUGAAAAGGAGACUACACUGGUGAGAGAAGUCGACGGAGACAAACUGGUACUGACUCUAACGUUGGGGGGAGUGGUCAGUACACGCCAUUAUGAGAGAGCCUGAGAGCUGUAUUAUGGAUGUUUUAUUUUAUACAACGUUGAAAACCUUUACCGCGCAAAAACCAGCUGAAGCCUUGCCAACAACAAACUUUUCCCAGAUGUCUACCUUCUUAACUUCUCUUAAAGUGUUAGAAUCCUUCAGCAGGAAAUGGGUAACAUCACGUAAUAUUUUUGAGGCACUAGUUCCUGAAGACUCUACACAGGAUCUGUAUAUAAAAUAUGAAAUCUCUGAUUUUUUUUUUAAAAAAAACCUCCAGUGGUUUGAAGCUGCCUUUGGAAGAAACUGACCAUUAUAUAAAAAAAGAAGCAAAUGAAAAAAAGUGCUAUUUGGUGUGUCAACAAAAUGGAAGCAGCAUAAAUCUCUUAAAGUUUAUUAAAUAAAGCUGGGGGUUAUUUGGAAUAAAUUAAUGACACCUGAAGUGUUUGGGAAAUUGUAAUUACUGAUUUUGUUUUUAAUGUUAAAGUAACAAAGUUUGUUGAAUAAAUAAAAGGUAGUAAAACGGU
Messenger RNA from Bombina bombina (fire-bellied toad), 973 nucleotides. RefSeq names its product fatty acid-binding protein, heart. The record is from RefSeq and is a predicted model, not a curated record. The transcript is spliced from 4 exons. Gene Ontology annotation, biological process: fatty acid transport. Gene Ontology annotation, cellular component: cytosol; nucleus. Gene Ontology annotation, molecular function: fatty acid binding. Bases 75 to 473 code for a protein of 132 amino acids. Lineage: Eukaryota; Metazoa; Chordata; Amphibia; Anura; Bombinatoridae.